CUGUGUCACGGCCGCGGUCUCUGCUUCCGCCGAGGCCCGUGAGGGGAGCCGCCCGCCGCCAUGGAGUACCUCAUCGGCAUCCAGGGGCCCGACUACGUGUUGGUGGCCUCCGACAGGGUGGCCGCCAGCAGCAUCGUCCAGAUGAAGGACGAUCACGACAAGAUGUUUAAGAUGAGUGAAAAGAUCUUACUCCUGUGUGUGGGAGAGGCCGGAGACACGGUGCAGUUUGCUGAAUACAUUCAGAAAAAUGUCCAGCUCUACAAAAUGAGGAACGGGUAUGAGCUGUCUCCCACGGCCGCGGCCAACUUCACCCGUCGAAACCUGGCCGACUACCUCCGGAGUCGGACCCCAUACCAUGUGAACCUUCUCCUAGCCGGCUAUGACGAGCACGAGGGCCCGGCACUUUACUACAUGGACUACCUGGCGGCCUUGGCGAAGGCUCCGUUCGCGGCCCAUGGCUAUGGCGCCUUCCUGACCCUCAGCAUCCUGGACCGGUAUUACAAGCCAAGUAUCACACGCGAGGAGGCCAUCAAGCUCCUGAAGAAAUGUCUGGCGGAGCUGAAGAAACGCUUCAUCCUGAACCUGCCUUCUUUCACCGUGCGGAUCAUCGACAAAGAUGGCAUCCAUGACAUGGAGACCAUCCCACUGUCCAAAGAGAGUUCUUAGCCCUGCCUUUUCCCUUCCUCCUCCCCCUCCAGCCCAUUCCCAUCCGACUUCCUCCAUCGGAUCCCAUAGUUUUCUACCGUUUUGAAGAACCCAGUUUGAUGACUCGGAAAUGGAUUAUUCCAAUAAAGACAGGUAUAUUGAAAUGU
Molecule: messenger RNA, 812 nt
Organism: Tachyglossus aculeatus (Australian echidna)
Lineage: Eukaryota; Metazoa; Chordata; Mammalia; Monotremata; Tachyglossidae
Gene: PSMB2
Product: proteasome 20S subunit beta 2
Exons: 6
Coding region: 61-666 (201 amino acids)
Biological process (GO): proteasomal protein catabolic process
Cellular component (GO): proteasome core complex, beta-subunit complex; nucleus; cytosol
Molecular function (GO): peptidase activity
Source: RefSeq, a predicted model, not a curated record